AUGUCUGAAAGAAUUUCUAUUGAAAAUAUUGAAGACAAAAUCUUAAAGCGCAAAAUGAUAGAAGAAUCAGAGACAACACUAAGAAAGGAAUCAAAGAAUAUAAUAACAUUCUUUGAAGCAGAUUCUGAGAAUGACAAAAUGGUAGAAGUGGUGGAGUCAAAGCUGUACAAAGAAUAUAAGGUAAUAACACCAUCCAUUCAAUCUGAAGAUUUAUUUACCGUAAGACUUGGGAGCAACACUAAGCCAACUUCGAAUCUCUUAGAGAAAAAUGAAUAUUCAAGUUCAUCGCAAAAUGUUAUGGCUGAACUUUUAUCUCAACAGGAAGUGAAAAAAAUUUCUUGUCUUUUUUGUAACAAGAAAUUUUCAAAUUUACAAGCUCUUGGAGGACAUCAAAAUGCUCAUAAGAGUGAACGUAACUUAAAAAAAAUGGAGCAAAAGAAAAGAGAGGAAGAAAUGGAUUCCAUUAUAAGGUAUAAACUUAAUUUUUCAUACCCUUAUCCUUAUCCUUAUUCAAGCCCUAGUCACUAUCAAGGAUAUCCUUAUUUCCGUGACAACUUACAACACACAGUUCACUCUCAAAUGAAUAAUAUCAUGCCUUCUCUGUUUGGUUCUCCAUCUGGUGGUUAUGGAGGGAUGCAUAUGCCAAAUACACCCUCCUCAUUGCCUCCAUUUUUUAUGCAAGUUUCAAAGCCACAACUCACACGAAUGACUAAUUUUUUGGGUGGAAAUCAAGCUUCUGCACUUUCAAUUCCUCUAAGAUCAAAUAGUGUGGAAUUGAGACUCUCUAGUCAAGUUAAUCAAACUCCUUCAUCUAGUAAGGAUGCAGAAAGAAACUCAGAUGUUAAAUUUCUUUCUCAUGAUCUUCCAAUAAAAACUCAUGAUUUUAUUGGAGGAAACCAACUUUUAACUGAUGCAAAUGUGUCUUCAUCGUCCACAACUGAAUCAACAUUGGAGGAACUUGACUUGAAUCUCAAACUUUAA
This is a messenger RNA of Vicia faba (fava bean), 981 nucleotides long. The record is from the annotation of a GenBank genome assembly. NCBI's taxonomy places the organism in Eukaryota, Viridiplantae, Streptophyta, Magnoliopsida, Fabales, Fabaceae.